Messenger RNA from Pelagomonas calceolata, 1367 nucleotides. The record is from the annotation of a GenBank genome assembly. NCBI's taxonomy places the organism in Eukaryota, Pelagophyceae, Pelagomonadales, Pelagomonadaceae.
AGCUUGUCGAAGCAAAUCGGCUCGCAAUCGACCGCAGAUUGACGGUGUGAAGAGGCGCGGACGCGAAUUUCGUCUCUCGUCGCUGCUCGCGGCAGAACGACUGGUCGUCGAGGCAGCCCACUGCUGCCCACGUAGCCUCAUGGAGCCGCCCCUCGACAAGGAGGACCCCCGCGGUCGCGCCGACUCCAUUUUGAGCGACGCGACGCCGCCGAACUCCCCGAGGCGGCGCGGCUCCUUAGAUUUGUCGACGGACGACGAGCGCCGGCCGCCGGCGACCGACUCCGUGCUCGCCGAGGAGAUUAAGAGAGAUAUACUGGACGUCCAGGACCCCGUCGUGGCGACGGCCUGGAUCGUGUUGUUGGUUUGUGGCGCCGAGGCGUGUUCCGUGGUCUGCACGGCGCGUUUGCUGCAGGCGUGGCCGUAUGCACUUUCGGUAGCGUGUGCGGAGUUGCUCCUGGGACCGUUGACGGCUCUGCCGUUCUGGCUCUGUGGGGCUAGACCCUGGCCCUCGUUCUACGGCGAGGACGUGCCGCGCUUCUGGUUUCCUGCGGCGUUAGCUCUGGCUGCUGUUUCUGUGAGUGCGACCUUCGCGGCCGAUGCCCGGGGCGCUCCGAUCCUCCGAGACGUCGAUGUGGACGGCGCCUGGCGGUCGUUGGCCGCGACGCGGCGCGACGUCGCCGCGGCCUACGCUUCGCUGUCUUGGACUGGUGGCAAGGUCGCCGCGUCGAGUACGUCGACAGACGUCCUCGCGACCUUUGAUAGGUUGGGGCCUCGAAGCGCAUUAGCUCCGUCCCGAGCCAUGCUGGAAGCUUUAGGAGCCUACGCCGGCGCGAAUCCUAGACCGUCUUCGACAUAUGGGGCGGCCGCGGCCGUCGCCGCCGCUCUCAUAGCGUCGCAUAUUGCAUCGAUACUGUCAUCGGAUGAGACGCCGGGCUUCCUGAAUCGCGACGGCGAGCCCACCUCGAAGCUCGGGGUCUUGGCUUGUCUCGCGUUCGGGAGCGGAUUGCUCGCAGCCACGUGGCACGCCGCGGCCCACGCUCAUACGGCCCUCGGCGUCGACGAGCGCCCGCCGGCGAACGUGGCGUCGUCCCUGAGCUUGUUGGCGGGGCUGCUGCUCCUGCCGUACGCUUAUCUGAUCCAGGGUCCCGAAGCCCUCUCAUAUGAUACGAAUUCGAGGGUCGUCUACUUGGUCGUGGCCGCGGCCUUCGCAUCCCAAUUAAAAAGGGAGCUCCAGGUCCACGCCUUGCGGAGCCUGCCGCCCGGGGCCGCCGCGGUGUUGGGGGCCGCGCGGGGCCUCGCGGUCGCGCUCGCCGUGGCGGCGGGGGCCUAGCGUUCUUCUACGGGGGCUUUUAAGGGGUCUCUUAGAA